UAGAAGCAACUGCUAAUGGCCUGCCAAGUUGGUUGGGUGGCAAGUGUCAGGCCCAUGGAUUUAACCAGCAUAAAGCGAAGCCUGUCCAAGGGGCACAUCCAGUCCAUGGCCCAGUUCCAGUGCAGCCUGAUGCUCAUGUUCCAGAACGCGGUGAUGUACAACAGCUGCAACCACCACGUGCACCGCAUGGCCCUGGAGAUGCAGCGGGAGGUGCUGGAGCAGAUGCAGAUGCUGGGUGAAGCCCUCCUGUGCUCGGAGGACAGGCUGCGGCUGGGCAGGAGCGGCCAAGCAGAAGCAGAUCCGCCGCGGCGUGAAGGAGGUGCAGAAGUUCAUCAACAAGGGCGAGAAGGGGAUCGCGGUGCUGGCCGGCGACACGCUGCCCAUCGAUGUGUACUGCCACAUCCCCAUCAUGUGCGAGGACAGGAACCUCCCGUAUGCGUACGUCCCCUCCAAAUCGGACCUGGGAGCUGCGGCCGGCUCGAAGCGCCCCACGUGUGUCAUCCUGAUCAAGCCCCACGAGGAGUACCAGGAGGCCUACGAUGAGUGCCUGGAGGACGUGGAGGCGCUGCCCAUGCCGCUCUGACCCACAGCGGAGGGCGGGGGGGGGGAACGGGAUGGGACGUGACAGCAGGACUCUGCUGAGGGACGCGGGCAGGGGGUGAAUAAACGUGGGGAGGGUUUGUA
Messenger RNA from Cygnus olor (mute swan), 684 nucleotides. RefSeq names its product NHP2 ribonucleoprotein (gene NHP2). The record is from RefSeq and is a predicted model, not a curated record. Gene Ontology annotation, cellular component: NuA4 histone acetyltransferase complex; box H/ACA snoRNP complex; nucleolus. Lineage: Eukaryota; Metazoa; Chordata; Aves; Anseriformes; Anatidae. The transcript has 5 exons. The coding region runs from base 16 to 543 and encodes 175 amino acids. Gene Ontology annotation, molecular function: box H/ACA snoRNA binding; protein binding. Gene Ontology annotation, biological process: rRNA pseudouridine synthesis; snRNA pseudouridine synthesis.